Molecule: messenger RNA, 1617 nt
Organism: Symbiodinium sp. CCMP2592
Lineage: Eukaryota; Dinophyceae; Suessiales; Symbiodiniaceae
Source: the annotation of a GenBank genome assembly
AUGGACCAUCCUGCAGACUUCGUCGUGGAGGUGGCCCGCACCGCAGAGUCCGUCGGCGAGCUCGUCAACUUGCGAGGUGAAAGCGGACGUUCGCUGCUCAAGCGCACUUGUCGUCAUCUGCGGCUCAAGGACUCGGAGCUCGUGGCAGAGGUCCAAGCGAGCGCGGCAAGGCUGGACCUCGCGCUCUUCACUUCCUGGCCUGGACCGAUGACGCUGCUGAAGCAAAGCGUUCCGGUGAUAUGGCUCACGCAGCUUGCCUUGUGGCCAGAGCUGAUGUCCCAAUUCUUGCAGAUGGUUCGCUGCAUCUCGGUUCGCGAAGAUCGGCAGGGGCCGGUGACGGUGCAGCGCCUGCAUGCACAUCCCGACGUGGAGUGCUGGCACGAGGAGCACUGGACACUCUUCGCCAUUGGCGUCAGUGGCCUGGUGCUCUGGUGCUUCGGCAUCCCGCUUGCCUUGUUCCUUCGAAUUUGGGCCCUGAACGAUCGGCAGGAGCCAGAGAACCGCCGCCUUUUCGGCUAUUUCAUCGAAGGCCUCGAGCCUCGGUUCUGGUAUUGGGAGUUGGUGGUAAAGCGGCUCGACAUCGGCCUGAUGUUGCUGAUCGCGUCCACAUCCAUUACUACAGACGACAAGGCAAAACUGUUGCUCUUUGCUUUAAACUCAGGCAUACAACUGGCCAUAACGGCUUGGCUGAAGCCGUAUUCCAACUCGCAAGCAGAGAUUUUGGACUUCUUGGAGUGCCUGCUGCUCGGUGCGCGCUUUGUGCUUUUCACCACGGUGGCGGUGCUACUGAUAUUCUUCCCCCCCGCAGAGAGCAUUUGGGCUUGGUCCGUUUCGUUGCUGGUGAUGCUGGUGUCAGUGAUCCUGUAUGCGGUGCUUCACAUCAUAGGUCAGACCCUGCGCAAUGCUGCUGGCAAGGCGGGCGGCAAGCCCAAGAUGGGCGAGGAGCGGAAGAUCGUGCUUUGUCAUUCGCUGGCCUCCCGAAGCGGAUUCAUGAAUUCCGAUGGCCCAGGCCCCCUCGCGAAGCUGAAGCAGAGCGGUGUGGCCCUCCUGCUGCCCUUGUUCCAGCCGGAUUCACAUCUGGCCUUCGACUGGUCCGUUACCGCCGAGAGUCCCAAUAUCAUCACAAGGAAGAGCCAGAUCCAGGUACCUCGCUACCUGUCGGAUCGCGGCUGGUUGCUGAGAAGGCUGGCGAAGGCUUCCGCGCUCUUGCUGAGGCUUUCCGUGGGAUUUCAAAAGGAGGCGGUGAGCAAGGCCUACCAGGACUUUGUGCAGCUCUGGCUCUCGGAUUUCGAUGGACUGAACAUCCCCAACGUGAGCGUCCUGUGUGCCUUGGCUGUCGCUUGCCGAGCACUGCCCGACAAUCUCGCGAACUCUCUGAUCUGCAGCUUCUGGAAGAGGGAGACCAAGAUGCUCGCAACACAGGCAAACGCUCGAUGGCAGCUCUUCGCCGAUGAUUUUGCCAAGACGGUGCAGAUUUUCGCGAUGCUUCAGAAGGCAGAUGCAGACGACCUCAUGCGGUCGGUGCAAGACAUGCUCAAUGAAGCACGGAGCAACGACCAGAAUGUCGAGGCAGGCAAGCUGCCAUUCCUCACCGACAGCGAAAAUGUGGCAGCCUGA